AUGGAAGCCGCUGAGGAGAGCCCGGUGGAGAUCGAAAACCUGGCGGAGACGGAAAACCUGGAGGAGACGGAAAACCUGGAGGAGAGCCAACCCCCGGCCCUGGGCGCUUCAGUCACAUCAAGAAAUAACGCAGGUAUGGACGAAGAUUUUACUUUACCAGAGGGCAAGAGGAGGCGGAAGGGGUCCCUGCCAACAGAGUCGGUGAGGAUCCUCCGCGACUGGUUGUAUGAACACCGGUUUAAGGCCUACCCUUCAGAAAUGGAGAAGCGAAUGCUGUGUGAACAGACCAGUUUGUCUUUCCUGCAGAUCUCUAACUGGUUCGUUAAUGCUCGCAGACGCCUUCUCCCAGAAAUGCUUCAACAGGAUAGAAACGACCCCAACCAGACCACCCCGCGCCACCAAAAAGGCAAAGCCGCCGAUGCAAACUCCCUUCAGAGCACCGAUCCGUCUACGCAGGUCAAAUCGGGUCCUAGAGGUUCAGACAAGGUACAAUACCUGCCCCUGUGCCCCCUGCCAAUGGGCCAGGAGUUAAGAGAGAAGCCGCCAGAUCCAGAGUCUAUACCAAGCGGGAAGCUCACUCGGAAGGCCCAGCGAAAGAAAAAGGUCAAGAUUUCCACCGUCAGACCCCUGUCUUCCCCAGAGCCUGUGUCUCCAGAGGAGUACCAGGAUUUCAGCAGCUUCCAGCUGCUUGUCGAUGCAGCCGUACAAAAGGCUGCUGAACUAGAGCUACAGAAGAAGCAAGAGCCCGAUCCAUGA
This is a messenger RNA of Propithecus coquereli (Coquerel's sifaka), 756 nucleotides long. It is a transcript of the gene TGIF2LX, whose product is annotated as TGFB-induced factor homeobox 2-like, X-linked. Gene Ontology annotation, biological process: regulation of transcription by RNA polymerase II. The coding region runs from base 1 to 756 and encodes 251 amino acids. Gene Ontology annotation, molecular function: RNA polymerase II cis-regulatory region sequence-specific DNA binding; DNA-binding transcription factor activity, RNA polymerase II-specific. The record is from RefSeq and is a predicted model, not a curated record. NCBI's taxonomy places the organism in Eukaryota, Metazoa, Chordata, Mammalia, Primates, Indriidae. The transcript has a single exon.